AUGGAAAACAGGUUAACGAAAAAGGAGGAUAAUUCUGCAUCAAUUGAUAAUGCAAUAAAAUAUAAUGUUUCGUCAGAAAAUGGAGCACCUGAUACAGAGGAAGAGAAGGGUACUGAUUAUGAUGCCUUAGAAAAAAUAUAUCAGCAACUGCUGUCCGAGGAUAAAAGUAAAGAUGAAUUACAAGGUAAAGUAUACUGUAAUGAAAACACACAUCAUGAAAGUAUAGGACAACAGAUAUAUGAUAGAAUGAUGGCUUCUAACGAUGGAGGAAUAACUUAUGAUUGUAAUGCUUCUGAUUUGUGGAAAAAAAUGAAAGAUGGUGUAUUUAAUAUGAAUGAUGCAAUUUUAUAUGGUAUUGUAGAUUAUAGAAAUGCUUGUGUUGUAUAUAAACAUUUUCAUAAGCUUGAAAAAGAAAAAUACAUAGAGAUUAGAGAUCUCUUGUGGAAACUAUGUGUAACUAUUGAAACCUUGUAUAAUAUACAAAAAGAAAUUGUAGCGAAAGAAUGGGAUAAUCUUUCUUCUUGUGUCUUAAGUGAUAUAUUGAAAAGGGAUCAGAGAGAUUAUAGUGAUUUACAUAAUUUAAUUUUAGGAGGAAACUGCACCACAUUAAAAUUUGUUGAAUUUAUAUAUAACAAAAGGCUUUCAUGGUUGUACACUACGGAUACAAUAUUUUAUUUAUGGGCUGAAGUUUUAUCAUUUAGAUUAAUACAUCAUGGUGAAUAA
Messenger RNA from Plasmodium malariae, 723 nucleotides. RefSeq names its product conserved Plasmodium protein, unknown function. The transcript has a single exon. Bases 1 to 723 code for a protein of 240 amino acids. The record is from RefSeq and is a predicted model, not a curated record. NCBI's taxonomy places the organism in Eukaryota, Apicomplexa, Aconoidasida, Haemosporida, Plasmodiidae.